Messenger RNA from Cynocephalus volans (Philippine flying lemur), 6312 nucleotides. It is a transcript of the gene CLTCL1, whose product is annotated as clathrin heavy chain like 1. Lineage: Eukaryota; Metazoa; Chordata; Mammalia; Dermoptera; Cynocephalidae. The transcript is spliced from 27 exons. Gene Ontology annotation, biological process: receptor-mediated endocytosis; intracellular protein transport. The record is from RefSeq and is a predicted model, not a curated record. Gene Ontology annotation, molecular function: clathrin light chain binding; structural molecule activity. The coding region runs from base 58 to 4425 and encodes 1455 amino acids. Gene Ontology annotation, cellular component: clathrin coat of coated pit; extracellular exosome; clathrin complex.
CGCGGGACUACUUCUCGCGGACCCUCGGGGGCGAGCGGAGGGAUCCCGCGCAGAGCGAUGGCGCGAGGGGGUUUGGCACCCGCGGUCGGAGAAGUGCGCCUGCGCCGCCGCCGCCGCCGCCGCCGCCGCUCGUCAGCCGGCACGAGAGGAGCAGCCGCCGCCGCCGCUCGUCAGCCCGCAGGAGGAGAGCAGCCGCCGCCGCCGGCUCUGCCCCUGCCCGCCAUGGCGCAGAUCCUCCCCAUCCGCUUCCAGGAGCAUUUCCAGCUCCAAAACCUUGGAAUUAAUCCAGCCAACAUUGGAUUCAGCACACUGACCAUGGAAUCUGACAAGUUCAUAUGUGUCCGAGAGAAAGUUGGCGAGCAGGCACAGGUAGUGAUUAUUGACAUGAGUGAUCCAAUGGCUCCGAUCAGACGGCCUAUCUCUGCAGAAAGUGCCAUCAUGAAUCCAGCCUCUAAGGUGAUAGCUCUAAAAGCUGGGAAGACACUUCAAAUCUUUAAUAUUGAGAUGAAGAGUAAAAUGAAGUCUCAUACUAUGGCAGAAGAGGUCAUUUUCUGGAAAUGGAUCUCUGUGAACACUAUUGCCUUGGUGACUGAGACCACAGUCUACCACUGGAGCAUGGAAGGUGACUCUCAGCCCAUAAAGAUGUUUGAUAGGCACACCAAUCUGGCAGGGUGCCAGAUGAUCCACUACCGAACUGAUGAGUACCAGAAGUGGCUGCUCCUUAUUGGCAUCUCAGCUCAGCAAAACCGUGUGGUUGGGGCAAUGCAGCUCUACUCUAUGGAUAGGAAGGUUUCACAACCCAUAGAAGGCCAUGCUGCCGCUUUUGCAGAGUUCAAGAUUGAAGGGAAUGCCAAGCCUUCCACCCUUUUCUGCUUUGCUGUACGCAGUCCCACAGGAGGCAAGUUGCACAUAAUUGAAGUCGGACAGCCAGCAGCAGGAAACCAACCUUUUGUAAAAAAAGCUGUGGAUGUGUUUUUCCCUCCAGAGGCACAGACUGAUUUUCCAGUGGCUAUGCAGGUUGGAGCCAAACAUGGGGUGAUUUACUUGAUCACAAAGUAUGGCUAUCUUCAUAUGUAUGACCUGGAGUCUGGUGUGUGCAUCUAUAUGAACCGUAUUAGUGCCGACACGAUCUUUGUAACAGCUCCACACGAACUUACCUCUGGAAUUAUUGGUGUCAACAAAAAGGGACAGGUGCUGUCAGUUUGUGUUGAAGAAGAUAACAUUGUGAAUUAUGCCACCAGCGUUCUUCAGAAUCCAGACUUUGGUCUGCGUUUGGCCAUUCGUAGUAACCUGGCUGGGGCAGAGGAGUUGUUUGUGAGAAAAUUCAGUACCUUUUUUGCACAGGGGAACUAUGCUGAAGCCGCCAAAGUAGCAGCAUCUGCACCAAAGGGAAUCCUGCGUACCAGCGACACAGUUCAGAAGUUCCAAAGCGUACCCGCCCAGCCUGGUCAGGCUUCUCCUUUGCUCCAGUACUUUGGAAUUCUGCUUGACCAGGGUCAGCUCAAUAAACUUGAAUCCUUAGAACUUUGCCGGCCGGUUCUUCAUCAGGGGCGCAAGCAACUCUUAGAAAAGUGGCUGAAAGAGGAAAAGCUGGAGUGUUCAGAAGAGCUUGGCGAUUUGGUCAAAACUGCUGACCCUACCCUCGCUUUGAGUGUGUACCUUCGGGCAAAUGUGCCGAGCAAAGUUAUCCAGUGUUUUGCAGAAACAGGCCAAUUUCAGAAAAUUGUGCUGUACGCCAAAAAGGUUGGGUGUACCCCAGACUGGAUCUUUUUGCUGAGGAGUGUGAUGAGGAUCAGCCCAGAACAGGGUCUGCAGUUUUCUCAAAUGCUAGUACAGGAUGAGGAGCCGUUGGCCAACAUUAACCAGAUUGUAGACAUUUUUAUGGAAAACAGUUUAAUUCAGCAGUGUACUUCCUUCUUGUUGGAUGCCUUGAAGAAUAAUCACCCAGCUGAGGGGCACCUCCAGACUCGGCUGUUGGAGAUGAACCUGAUUCAUGCACCCCAGGUUGCAGAUGCCAUCCUUGGAAAUCAGAUGUUUACUCAUUACGAUCGGGCCCACAUUGCCCAGCUCUGUGAGAAGGCGGGCCUUCUGCAGCGGGCGCUGGAGCACUACACCGACCUCUAUGACAUCAAGAGGGCUGUGGUCCACACUCACCUCCUCAAUCCCGAGUGGCUUGUCAACUUUUUUGGCUCCUUGUCAGUGGAGGAUUCUGUGGAGUGUCUGCAUGCCAUGCUGUCUGCUAACAUCAGGCAGAACCUUCAGCUGUGCGUGCAAGUGGCCUCCAAGUACCACGAACAACUGGGUACACAGUCCCUGGUGGAGCUCUUUGAGUCCUUCAAGAGUUAUGAAGGCCUCUUCUACUUCCUGGGCUCAAUUGUGAACUUCAGCCAAGAUCCAGACGUGCAUUUGAAAUACAUUCAGGCAGCCUGUAAGAUGGGGCAGAUCAAAGAAGUAGAGAGGAUAUGCCGAGAGAGCAGCUGCUACAACCCGGAGCAUGUGAAGAACUUCCUGAAGGAGGCCAAGCUCACAGACCAGCUUCCUCUCAUCAUCGUAUGUGAUCGGUUUGACUUUGUCCAUGACCUCGUGCUAUAUUUAUACCGCAACAACCUGCAGAAGUACAUUGAGAUCUACGUUCAGAAGGUCAACCCCAGCCGGAUCCCAGCUGUGGUUGGGGGACUGCUUGAUGUGGAUUGUUCUGAAGAAGUAAUUAAAAACUUAGUCAUGGUGGUGAGAGGACAGUUCUCUACUGAUGAGCUGGUGGCUGAAGUAGAGAAAAGAAACAGGCUCAAGUUACUGCUUCCCUGGCUGGAGUCCCGGAUUCAUGAAGGCUGUGAAGAGCCUGCCACUCACAAUGCACUUGCCAAAAUCUACAUUGACAGCAACAACAGUCCCGAGCGCUUCUUGAGAGAGAACGUCUACUAUGACAGUAGUGUGGUGGGCCGGUACUGUGAGAAGCGGGACCCACAUCUGGCCUGUGUUGCCUAUGAACGGGGACAGUGUGACCUGGAGCUCAUCAAGGUUUGCAGUGAGAAUUCUCUGUUCAAAAGCGAGGCCCGCUACCUGGUGCACAGGAAGGAUCCAGAGCUCUGGGCUUAUGUCCUUGAGGAGACCAACCCAUCCAGGAGACAGCUGAUUGACCAGGUGGUACAAACAGCAUUGUCAGAAACACAGGAUCCUGAAGAGGUCUCAGUCACUGUCAAAGCCUUUAUGACAGCUGACCUGCCUAACGAACUGAUUGAGCUGCUGGAGAAAAUUGUUCUGGACAACUCUGUCUUCAGCGAGCACAGGAAUCUCCAGAAUCUGCUGAUUCUGACAGCCAUCAAGGCAGACCGCACGCGGGUCAUGGAAUACAUCAGCCGCCUGGACAACUACGAUGCCCCAGACAUUGCAAGCAUUGCUGUUAGCAGUGCACUGUAUGAGGAGGCCUUUGUCAUCUUCUGCAAGUUUGAUGUGAAUGCCUCAGCAAUCCAGGUCCUGAUCGAGCACAUUGGAAACCUAGACCGAGCAUAUGAAUUUGCAGAGAGAUGCAAUGAACCUGCUGUGUGGAGUCAGCUGGCCCGAGCCCAACUCCAGAAAGACUUGGUGAAGGAAGCCAUUGACUCCUAUAUCAGAGCGGACGACCCUUCCUCUUACCUAGAAGUUGUUCAGGCAGCCAGCAGGAAUAACAACUGGGAGGAUUUAGUUAAAUUCCUGCAGAUGGCCAGGAAAAAGGGUCGUGAGUCCUAUGUAGAGACUGAAUUUAUUUUUGCCUUGGCUAAAACCAGCCGUCUGUCUGAGCUAGAAGACUGUAUUAAUGGACCCAACAAUGCCCACAUCCAGCAGGUUGGAGACCGCUGUUAUGAAGAGGGAAAGUACGAGGCUGCCAAGCUGCUGUAUAGCAGCGUCUCUAACUUCGCCCGCCUGGCUUCUACUUUGGUCCACCUUGGGGAGUAUCAGGCAGCAGUGGACAGCAGCCGCAAGGCCAGCAGCACCCGGACCUGGAAGGAGGUGUGCUUUGCCUGUGUGGACGGGCAGGAGUUCCGCCUUGCACAGCUGUGCGGUCUUCACAUCGUCAUUCAUGCUGAUGAGCUGGAGGAGCUAAUACGAUAUUACCAGGAUCGGGGCUACUUUGAGGAACUGAUCUCCCUGCUGGAGGCGGCCCUGGGCCUGGAGCGAGCCCACAUGGGCAUGUUCACAGAGUUGGCCAUCCUCUACUCCAAGUUCAAGCCACAGAGGAUGCCGGAGCACCUGGAGCUCUUUUGGUCCCGUGUCAACAUCCCGAAGGUGCUCAGAGCUGCGGAGCAGGCACAUCUCUGGGUGGAGCUGGUGUUCCUCUAUGAGAAGUACGAGGAGUAUGACAAUGCCGUCCUAACCAUGAUGAGUCACCCUACUGAGGCGUGGAGAGAAGCCCUAGAGGAGUGCAGGCACCUGAUAGAGGCACUGUAAAUCCCGUAGUAGAGGGAUGAGGCCGGGGCUGCCCAGCCUCAGGUCUUCACCUGACCUGGGAGCAGCUGUUCCUUCUGCAGACUUGUUGGGCUAAACCAGUACCCCCCACUCUACCAGCAGCCAAGCUGUGGGUGGUGUCAGUGUGAGUGUGGACACCAAGCCAGCCUUUGUCAUUUUGCAUUUCUGGUCUUUGCGCGGAUCCAACCUCCUCCUCUGUUCAGCUCUGCAUGCGAGUUAAAAGGUGAAAGGGAUGAAGUGCUCUGUCAUUACUCCCAGUCCUUUUACAUUGAGUGUCCUCAUUUUGUCCCUGUGUCCUUGGGUAUGUCUCUCCCCUCUGCUCUCUGCCAGUGAAAGCUAGCAUCCUAGCUGCGUUUCAGUCCUACCACUCUCGAGUCAAGAGCCGGGGCUGGCACAGCAUCCCCUCGCAGCAGGGAGGUGUUGUCUCUCUCUUGCACCUUCUUUUCCACAUGCAGCCAUUGAGGUGGGCGUGGACAAUGGGUGGGCUGCCAAGCGAGGUCUUCAGCUUUUCCCCUUCUUGGAAAUAGUCAUCCUCAAGGUCACACAUGCAGCCACACAUAAUGAGCCUCCUGGUGAAGGACAUCCAUGUUAUUCAGUGUUGUGGCAUGUAAAUUCAGUAGCCCCUAAUGGGGGUCUCACCCUGAGCGGGUUCUGUAGGCUGCUGGGCUGCUGGUGGGAGCAUGGGCAGAUCACACUUUACCCUGGCCCAGCACACCUGGCCAGUUCCAUGUAGAUAGGUCCACAUGUUGGAAAAUCCAUACUUGAUCAGUGCCAUGUAUACUUUCUUCACAUUUUAACUUCUCUGAUACCAGAGUGUACCUUAAAAUUGACAUGCCAUGGUUGAAAUGGCAGAGCCUUUUAUUUCUUAGUGGUACAUAAUAUGACAGAGCAGGACAGCUGAGACUUGUCCUGGGAGAGCAGCAUCUCUGUCUGCCGCCUGCAGGGCUGACAGCCAAGUCCUCUUCUUCAUGUGAUGCAUGAUGCUUCUGCCACACUCUGCUGUGGAGGGGGAGGGGAGAGACACCAUCCCCAGUCUCAGCAGGAGAAUACUAGCUGGUAUGGUGGCCCAGGCAACAAGGCGACAUUGAGUCUGUGUUCUAGGCACACAAAAGGAGGUGCUUUGGAAUCCACUUGGCCCCCAAGCUGGGCAGUGGCAGGCCAAGCAGGGGCCUUGCUGACACAGACUGGGCUUGGCAUCCUGGCUCAAUCAUUUGCUGUCUCUGUCACUGUGGACUAGGGUGUCAUUACUGUGAACCUCAGUUAUCCUGUUGAUGAAACAGACAUGUUUCCUCCUUGCCAAGUGGUUGAUGGCAGGUGCCUCGCAUACAGUAGGUGCUUUUCAAAGGUAGCGUGAGGCCAUCAUUAGGAGCCAGAGAGUCCUGAGCUCAGAGCACACCCUGGUCACCCUGUGGUUCAUGCCCUUCUGGAAGGCAGGGACCACCUUGCUCCUUGGACAUCAGUGCUACAGUCAGCAGGCCACCGAAUGACAUCACCCAGCAAGAGAAUGGCAACAGACCAGUGGGAACGUGCCAGAGGACACAGCAGCCUGAGGACAGGCCUUCUCAUCUGCCAUCAGAACCUGCUCGGCCUGGGCUGGCUGCUGAGGUUCACACUGGGGAUGUAAUGGGAUGUGCUACUGAGUUGCUUAUGGCUCAGGUUGACCUUCCCAGGGGCCUGAGGAAAUCUUGCUUGGAUAUAAACAUGGUUUUUUGUUUGUUUGUUUGUUUUUUUAAAGAUGACCAGUACGGGGAUCUUAAUCCUUGACUUGGUGUCCCUGUGGCCUUGGUGUUAUCAGCACCACAUUCUCCCAAGUGAGCCAUGGGCCAGCCCUAGAAACAUAUUUUGAUGUUUGAUUUUGGUGAUUUCAUU